Molecule: messenger RNA, 3394 nt
Organism: Scatophagus argus
Lineage: Eukaryota; Metazoa; Chordata; Actinopteri; Scatophagidae
Gene: abcb7
Product: ATP-binding cassette, sub-family B (MDR/TAP), member 7
Exons: 16
Coding region: 11-2251 (746 amino acids)
Biological process (GO): intracellular iron ion homeostasis; transmembrane transport
Cellular component (GO): mitochondrial inner membrane
Molecular function (GO): ATP hydrolysis activity; ATP binding; ABC-type transporter activity
Source: RefSeq, a predicted model, not a curated record
CUUCGACAACAUGGCGCCGAUGUUGGUACCGCUGAAAUGCGGCUUUCACUUCCAAAGACGAAAAUUAGCGCUUCUCUUUCGACAGACGAGCUCAUAUCACAUUUGGAACAAAAGUGGCACUGAAAAUGGGACGGUCCAUAAACGCCAAAGUACAUGUCUGCUGAGUUCCCAUCCACACCUACGAAGAGUUACAUGGAGUACAAGCAGGAGCGAAAACUGUCGUCGGAUUUUGGAGGCGACAAAACAUUUGCAGAUUACAGACAAAAGAACAUGUUGGCAUGGACAUGCAGGAGGAAAGCUAAAUGCAGACCCAAAAAAUGUGCUGAGGGAGGUGAAUUCAACACAGAUCCUGUCUGCAAUGCUGUCAUAUGUUUGGCCAAAGGAUAGACCAGACCUGCGGGCACGUGUUGCCAUCUCUCUGGGCCUUCUCGCAGGUGCCAAGAUCACCAAUGUGAUGGUGCCCUUCAUGUUUAAGUAUGCAGUGGACGAGCUUAACCAGAUGUCGGGACACAUGCUGAACCUGAAUGACGCGCCAAGCACUGUGACUACCAUGGCAACGGCGGUGCUGAUUGGCUAUGGCGCGUCACGGGCUUGUGCAGCCCUCUUCAACGAGCUGAGGAACACUGUGUUUGGCAAGGUGGCCCAGAGCUCCAUCCGACGCAUCGCCAAGAAUGUCUUCCUGCACUUGCACAAUCUAGAUCUGGGUUUCCAUCUCAGCCGCCAGACAGGAGCACUGUCAAAGGCCAUCGACCGCGGCACACGAGGCAUUUCGUUUGUCCUCAGUGCGCUUGUCUUCAAUCUAGGACCCACAGUCUUCGAGAUGGGCCUUGUCAGUACUAUUUUGUAUUACAAAUGUGGUGGACAGUUUGCAGCAGUGGCCUUGGGUACCUUAUCCGCGUACACCCUCUUCACCAUUUUCUUCACUCAGUGGAGGACUCGAUUUCGAAUAGAAAUGAACCAAGCAGACAAUGAAGCCGGCAACGCAGCUAUUGACUCCCUCCUUAACUAUGAGACUGUUAAGUACUUCAACAAUGAGCAGUAUGAAGCUGACAGAUAUGAUGGAUUCCUGAAGAUCUAUGAGUCAGCCUCUUUAAAAACCACAUCCACUCUUGCCAUGCUCAACUUUGGCCAGAGUGCCAUCUUCAGUGUCGGCCUCGCUGGCAUCAUGUUGCUGGCCAGCAAGAGCAUUGCUGCAGGUACGAUGACUGUGGGUGACCUGGUGAUGGUGAACGGCCUGCUUUUCCAGCUCUCCCUGCCCCUCAACUUCCUGGGUACAGUGUACCGAGAAACCAGACAGGCCCUAAUAGACAUGAACACUCUUUUCACCCUGCUCAAUGUUGACACCAAGAUCAAGGAGAGAGAUCUUGCUCCACUAUUAACCAUCACACCACAGGAGGCCACCAUCCGCUUUGAGGAUGUCUAUUUCGAAUACCUGGAGGGCCAGAAAGUCUUAAACGGAGUGUCCUUCGAAGUGCCUGCUGGGAAGAAGGUGGCUAUAGUUGGUAGCAGCGGGUCAGGGAAGAGCACCAUUGUGCGGCUGUUGUUCCGCUUCUAUGAACCCCAGCAAGGAAGCAUCUACAUCGCGGGGCAGAAUAUCCGAGACGUCAGCCUCGACAGCCUGAGAAAGUCUUUGGGGGUCGUACCUCAGGAUGCUGUUCUGUUCCACAACACCAUCUUCUACAACCUGCAGUAUGGUAACAUUAACGCCUCAGCGGAGGAGGUGUACCAAGUGGCCCGUCUAGCAGGCAUCCAUGAUGCUAUCCUCAGGAUGCCCCAUGGCUAUGACACCCAGGUUGGGGAGCGGGGCCUCAAGCUGUCAGGAGGGGAGAAGCAACGUGUCGCCAUUGCCCGCGCAAUACUGAAGAAUCCACCCAUCCUUCUGUAUGACGAGGCUACAUCCUCCCUUGACUCCAUCACCGAAGAGAACAUCAUGAGUUCAAUGAAGGAGAUGGUGAAAGACAGAACAUCAGUGUUCAUCGCCCACAGGCUUUCCACAGUCGUGGACGCAGAUGAGAUUAUUGUGCUCAAAGAGGGUAAAGUGGCAGAGCGAGGCGACCACCACACCCUCCUCAGCGACCCAAACAGCUUGUACGCCGACCUGUGGAACACUCAGAACAGCAAAAUCCUCAGCAACAGCCAGAAUUCGCGGAAGCCGCCGGUAGAGCGCCUCUCCCAGAAGGAGGAAGAGAGGAAAAAAUUGCAGGAGGAGAUCCUCAACAGCGUUAAGGGCUGUGGAAACUGCUCCUGUUGAGAGAAGUUGUCACCACAGUGUCUCUUCCUCCCUCACAGAUGGCCUAUGCUGGAAUCUGCUGGAGUCUGUGCUGUACUGGGAGGGAGUGGGUUAGGGGUACAUCCCCACUACCUAAACCCACUUCAGCCAAGCCCCCACCCAUGCGACUUAUCUCCUCCUCCUACUCAUGUGAAUAAAGGCCGCUGCACGUCACAGUGAAGGAGGAGGAGCAGACCAGGGAGCAAGUGUGUUUAGCGCUGGCUGGUGUCCAGAUAUGGAGCUUCUAUGCCAGUUGCCUCAGUGGAAGCCAAGCAGAAGAGACCUUGUAUAUCACAUACGUGUGUGUAAGACAUCUGUUAGUCAACAUGGUCCCCUCACCCACCCAUCCCUCCCCCCCAGCUCCCUCCUCCUCAUCAUUUUUGACAGCAGGUUUAUUGACAUCUACCAUCGCAUUGGAGCAGAUGACAGUACACGUAAUGACUUACAUAUGUUGUGACGUUGAUAUAAAAUUUCUGUGGAAUUAAUCUUUUAAAUUAUUUUCAAAAUAAACUGAACCUCUACUUUGCUUUUGUGAUAUUUUGGACGCUCACAUAAUACGAUUUAUUUUGCUAUUAGGUAAUCGCAGUUAAAAUACUUGUUUUGCAGUAUGUUGUUUUGCAGAAUAUCGUUUGAGGAAACACUAUUUCAUAACUCGCGCUGCCCGUGACACUGUUAUUCAGUGCAUGUUCUAAAAAUAAAAUUUGGCAGAGACAAGUUGAAUCACAACAUAAUGUGGAUGUGGAUGUCAUGAAUAUGAACAAAACUGUUCCCUGGUGAAUUAGCAGUAUGUCACAGUCACCUUCAUGUAAAUAUAGCACUCUGAGAAUGAAAAGGAGCAACUCUAAUAAAUCUUGAAUGCUUUUCACCACAGUUGGAACCACAUUACGAGGCAGCAACUUGAAAGCCUCCGGUGGGAACACUUUGCAGUCAUAUCGCUUAGCCUUGGUUGACAGGCCUCUUCCCAGCUUUUUGGAUUGUAUGAGACUUCUUACUAAAGGCUACAUGUUAUUAUUUAAAAACUAACAGCACAUGUACGUCCUCAUUUUCUGAGGACUGUUUUGACUGUGAUAUGCACAUUUUGUUAGGAAUCUUGGUAUGUUAUUAUGUGUAAAAAAACAAAACAAA